Molecule: messenger RNA, 2087 nt
Organism: Neoarius graeffei (lesser salmon catfish)
Lineage: Eukaryota; Metazoa; Chordata; Actinopteri; Siluriformes; Ariidae
Gene: pycr1b
Product: pyrroline-5-carboxylate reductase 1b
Exons: 8
Coding region: 165-1124 (319 amino acids)
Biological process (GO): L-proline biosynthetic process
Molecular function (GO): pyrroline-5-carboxylate reductase activity
Source: RefSeq, a predicted model, not a curated record
UCUGCCUCACUGUCUUCUUGGAGUACUGUGUACAGGACGAAGCCACGUUAACACAAAAACAGGGGUUUGGGUGGGUUUUUAUUUUUUCAAGUGAGCUUAAACCCGGAGCUUUCAUCAGAACAGAGUUUACUGUUAAAUGCUGAGAGGUGUAAAGAGUAAACAGGAUGAGUGUAGGCUUCAUUGGAGCAGGUCAGCUGACCCAAGCAUUGGUGAAGGGCUUCACUGCAGCAGGUGUAAUUGCGGCUCACCGGAUUACGGCCAGUUCUCCAGAUACAGAUCUGCCGACAGUGUCCGGGCUCAGGAAAAUGGGCGUGAACUUCACAACCAGCAACAAGGAAACGGCAUAUAAGAGCGACGUCCUGUUUUUGGCUGUCAAGCCUCAUAUUAUUCCUUUCGUCCUGGACGAAAUUGGACCCGAUAUUGAAGACAGGCAUCUCAUCGUAUCCUGUGCUGCCGGGGUCACCAUUGGCUCCAUUGAGAAGAAAUUGCUCCAGUACCGUGCUGAGCCUAAGGUGAUGCGCUGCAUGACUAACACCCCAGUGGUGGUGCGUGAAGGGGCUACGGUAUAUGCCACAGGCACACAUGCUGAUGUGGAGGACGGGAAGCUUCUGGAGCAGCUGAUGGCCAGUGUGGGAUUCUGCAGGGAGGUGGAGGAGGAUCAGAUUGACGCUGUUACAGGACUCAGCGGCAGUGGGCCAGCUUACGCUUUCACGGCUCUUGAUGCUCUGGCUGAUGGCGGUGUGAAGAUGGGUCUGCCCAGGAGGCUGGCUGUGAGACUGGGAGCGCAGGCGCUGCUUGGUGCUGCUAAAAUGCUCCUGGAUUCAGAGCAGCACCCAGGCGAGUUGAAGGACAAUGUGUGCUCACCAGGGGGCGCCACCAUCCACGCCCUGCACGUCCUGGAGAGUGGUGGCUUCCGGAGCCUUCUCAUUAAUGCUGUGGAGGCUUCAUGUGUCAGGACCAGGGAACUGCAGUUUCUCGCCGAUCAGGAGAAAAUCUCUCCUGCUGCUAUUAAGAAGACCACGCUGGACAAGGUGUUGCAGCAGCCUGGCGUCUCUGCUAACACAGUCGGAACCAGGAGCAGAGUCAACAUGUUCAACAACAGGAGCGGAAUUAAGAAAGUCUAAGGAAUGUUUUUUAUAUAAGUACACACACAUGUACUCUCCUUCACUUUAUUCGCUCCUUUGGACACAGACAGAUGUUAUUCCAAUUAUUCAGAUCAAUUUUGAACAGAGUAGUUUGGCAUAACUGUACACAUGCACACAUAUUCUCUCUCUCUCUCUCUCUCUCUCUCUCUCUCUCUCUCUCACACACACGCACAGCGUCUCAGACUAAAAUGAACAGAAGUGCAUUUCCAGAAUGCUGUCUAUCGCCUCGUGCCUCCCUGCAGCAGCAGACAGUUCGUUUGCUCCCUUGGGAGUAGCAUCAGGAGUUACAGGCAGCAGAUGCUACAUGAUAUUAUCAAUUUUUUUUUCUUAAGUACCUCCCUGUCCUUUUUUAUUUAAAAAAAAAAAAUCCCCGGUGAUUUGUUUUGUCAUCUACAUAUUUGUAAUAUUUAAAUCAAGUAUUCCCGUUUUAACGUUUGGGCCUAAAACCAAAAUCAUUUGAAGUAUGUUUGCACUUUUCCAAGCGCUCUAUUUUAGCACACAAUAAUUUUAUCUCUGUUUUUAUUUGUGCUGCACGGUGAAUCAUUGUCGUGACUCACCACGCCUACCCUUCAGGAUUCUUGAGUUGAGUUUGAAUUUCUUCAUCUGUAGAAGGAAGUGAAGGUGCAAAAGUCAUGUGUGGUCUUUUUUUGUGCAACGUCUUGUCUGCUUUCUAGUUGCUGUAGGACGCUUUGUAAAGCUACGAAUCAAGUUAUUUAAAAAAAGCAGCGCAUUCAGUAGUCACUUGAAAACAUCCUUGAUGUGAAUUGUCUGAUUUAAUUGGCUUUAUAUUUGAAGGUAUUUUUGAAAGUAAAGGAAGAAACCUAGUCAUGUUUUCAAUCAGAAGGAAUUCCAGUAUGUUGUAAAGAAUGAAACCGCCUCCGCUUCCUGCAAGCCUGAAUUCAAAGAUGCUGAUUCUAAUAAAGAAACACCUUUUUAUUUGGA